This is a messenger RNA of Apiotrichum porosum, 903 nucleotides long. RefSeq names its product Mitochondrial dicarboxylate transporter. NCBI's taxonomy places the organism in Eukaryota, Fungi, Basidiomycota, Tremellomycetes, Trichosporonales, Trichosporonaceae. The coding region runs from base 1 to 903 and encodes 300 amino acids. The transcript has 6 exons. Gene Ontology annotation, molecular function: thiosulfate transmembrane transporter activity; malate transmembrane transporter activity; succinate transmembrane transporter activity. The record is from RefSeq and is a predicted model, not a curated record. Gene Ontology annotation, biological process: succinate transmembrane transport; thiosulfate transport; phosphate ion transmembrane transport.
AUGAGCGCCGACAAGGAAGCUGUCGUGGCCGCCGUGGAGAAGCCCGUCGUCGCCGCGGCCAAGCCAAAGCCGUACCCCUUCUGGCUGGGUGGUGUCGCCGCCUCCAUCGCCGCGUCUGUCACCCACCCUCUCGACCUGACCAAGGUCCGUCUCCAGACAUCCAGCGACAAGCGUAUGAUCGCGUCCAUGAAGAAGACCAUUGCUACCGAGGGUGUCAAGGGUCUCUACGAUGGUCUCACUGGUACCCUUCUGCGUCAGAUGACCUACUCGAUGGCCCGUUUCGCCGCCUAUGACAAGAUCAAGGAGGCUAUGCACGUCGGCCCUGGCCCACCCCCAGCUUGGAAGAUGGCGCUUGCAGGCUCGUGUGCCGGUGGUAUCGCCGGUAUCGUCGGCAACCCCUUCGAGCUCAUCAUGGUCCGCAUGCAGGCCGACAAGAAGAAGUACGGCUACCGCAACUCGCUCCAGGCCUUCUUCAAGAUGACCCGUGACGAGGGACCCAAGUCCUGGUUCCGUGGUGUGGUCCCCAAUGGUAUCCGUUCCAUCCUCAUGAACGCCUCGCAGCUUGGCUCGUACGACUGGUUCAAGAACGCGCUCCUCGGCUCGGGUGUCUCUGACGGCCCCAUUCUCCACUUCUUUGCCUCGCUCGGUGCCGGUACCGUGGCCACGACCGUGUGCUCCCCCGCCGACGUCAUCAAGUCUCGUGUCAUGAACGCCAAGGGCAGCGCCGGCACCAUGGAGAUUAUCCGUACCUCGCUGGCAAACGAGGGCCCCCGCUUCCUCUUCAAGGGCUGGCUCCCUGCCUGGACGCGUCUGCAGCCCACCACCAUUCUCAUCUUCCUUACGCUCGAGCAGCUCAAGGCCGGUGUGGACAAGUACCGCGCCGCUGGCGGCACCCACCUGUAA